AUGCUGUGUGUCAGGAUGCUGUGUAUCAGGAUGCUGUGUGUCAGGAUGCUGUGUAUCAGGAUGCUGUGUGUCAGGAUGCUGUGUAUCAGGAUGCUGUGUGUCAGGAUGCUGUGUAUCAGGAUGCUGUGUGUCAGGAUGCUGUGUAUCAGGAUGCUGUGUAUCAGGAUGCUGUGUGUCAGGAUGCUGUGUAUCAGGAUGCUGUGUGUCAGGAUGCUGUGUAUCAGGAUGCUGUGUGUCAGGAUGCUGUGUAUCAGGAUGCUGUGUGUCAGGAUGCUGUGUAUCAGGAUGCUGUGUAUCAGGAUGCUGUGUGUCAGGAUGCUGUGUAUCAGGAUGCUGUGUGUCAGGAUGCUGUGUAUCAGGAUGCUGUGUAUCAGGAUGCUGUGUAUCAGGAUGCUGUGUAUCAGGAUGCUGUGUAUCAGGAUGCUGUGUGUCAGGAUGCUGUGUAUCAGGAUGCUGUGUGUCAGGAUGUUGUGUGCCGGUGCCAGUUCAACGAUCUGUCAUUGCUGUUUGGCGCCAGUGGAGCUGCUAUCUGCAGGUCUGUGUAGUGAAGCCAACUAUGUGCUACAGCUUCCAUAG
This is a messenger RNA of Oncorhynchus nerka (sockeye salmon), 576 nucleotides long. Its product is annotated as keratin-associated protein 12-2-like. The record is from RefSeq and is a predicted model, not a curated record. Lineage: Eukaryota; Metazoa; Chordata; Actinopteri; Salmoniformes; Salmonidae. The transcript has a single exon. Bases 1 to 576 code for a protein of 191 amino acids.